UUAUAAUAAUCACUUCCUUGUCCCUUUACCUAAUACCUCUAUAAAACGGGUUACUGAAUUGCAAAGCUUUACAAAACAGAAUAGCAAAAAAGAUAAUGAAGACUUCCAUUGCUAUCCUUAUUUUCUGCUUUCUUCUCCUGUUUGCAAAUCUCAACCAUGCAAGAAAAGAACCAGGGGAAUACUGGAGAAGUGUGAUGAAAGAUCAACCUAUGCCUGAAGCAAUCAAAGGGUUAUUACAUGAAGAUGAAACAGGUUCGGGUUCGGGUGCGGAGAUGAAAAUGAAGCAGUUCGUUAAAGAUUUCGACAGCCGGCAUAGUCUUAUAAUAUAUCAUAACAGUCCGGAAUCUAAACAAGAAGACACGACACAUGCUAAGGAUGUUAAACACACGAAGGACCAGAAACAAGAUAAACCAGAGAGAAAGAACUAGGAAAAAGAAAAACAAAACAAGAGCUUGUAUUAAUGGAGGUUUUUUCUUUUGUCUGAUAUGUAUGCCGCUAGUAGUAUUUUUAGAGGUUAUAUAUAUACAGUCAGAAAUACUAGCUGAUAUCUAUUGGGAUUAAAAUUUAAACAUAAAUUAUCAA
Gossypium raimondii (Peruvian cotton) is the source of this 582-nucleotide messenger RNA. RefSeq names its product organ-specific protein P4. The transcript has 2 exons. Lineage: Eukaryota; Viridiplantae; Streptophyta; Magnoliopsida; Malvales; Malvaceae. The coding region runs from base 96 to 428 and encodes 110 amino acids. The record is from RefSeq and is a predicted model, not a curated record.